CUGUGUCAGACACAGAUUAUAGUUUUCAUUGAACAUUUAUAAAGUGAACCAACAUUACAUUCUGGAAGGUGACGUCAACGACAUUCCUCCUAUUUAGACCUUGACAGAAUAGUGGAGGGAACAAUCUCCUCUGCUUGACAUUGAUCUAUGACAUAUUACCAAACUAAUCCAAUUAAUUAUCUUUCUCAUGUGCACCCAGCACACUUAAAUCAUGGGAACUGCAAAUGAAUGUGAUUCUGACAGUUUCUAACUGGCUGCAAAGCACCAAGAGCCAGUGCACGUUGAAUAUUUGUAACCAACAUUCGUCCUUUACUUCUCCACUAGUUUUGUCACUUUGUUCAGUGUUUCUUCAUUUCACACCAUUUACGCAGUAACACGGCUGAUUACAGCCGGUGCAGUCAGGUGUGGACAGAUUUGUUUGACAAAUUCUCUUUUUCUCUUCUCUGUUUCCUCCCUUGUCUUACACAUCUGUCUUUUCAGUACAGGCUGACGGAAACCUGUAGCAGAGGAACAGCAGCAGCAGCAGAGUUCUUGCAACAAUGAGGUCAGAGGCCUUGUUGUUUUACUUCACGUUACUGCAAAUAGCUGGGGCGGGCUUCCCUGAAGACAGUGAGCCUCUUAGCAUCUCACACGGCAACUAUACAAAGCAGUAUCCAGCAUUCGUUGGUCACAAACCUGGCAGGAACAACACGCAGCGACACAAACUGGACAUUCAGCUCAUCAUGAUCAUGAACAACACGUUAUACAUUGCUGCCAGGGAUCACAUAUACACGGUGGACACAGACACUGCCAACAGUGAUGAGAUCUUUUUCAGUAAGAAAAUGACAUGGAAGUCCAGACAGGUGGACGUGGACACAUGCAGAAUGAAAGGGAAACACAAGGAUGAGUGCCACAAUUUCAUCAAGGUUCUCCUGCAGCAAAAUGAUGACACCUUGUUUGUCUGCGGAACGAAUGCCUUCAACCCAGCUUGCCGAACCUACAAGAUGGACAACUUGGAGGCUCUGGGAGAGGAGAUCAGCGGGAUGGCACGGUGCCCAUAUGAUGCCAAACAUGCCAACAUUGCACUCUUUGCUGAUGGCAAGCUGUACUCGGCCACCGUAACAGACUUUCUGGCGAUCGAUGCGGUCAUCUAUCGUAGCCUUGGUGAUAGUCUCACCUUACGCACUGUCAAACACGACUCCAAAUGGCUCAAAGAGCCUUACUUUGUCCAGGCGGUCAAUUAUGGUGACUUCAUUUACUUCUUCUUUCGGGAAAUUGCCAUGGAGUACAACACAAUGGGAAAGGUCGUGUUUCCUCGCGUGGCCAGGGUUUGUAAGAACGAUCGAGGUGGUUCACCGCGCGUCCUGGAGAAACAGUGGACGUCUUUCCUCAAGUCUAGACUGAACUGCUCCAUCCCCGGCGAUUCCCAUUUCUACUUCAACAUCCUGCAGGCGGUGACCAAUGUCAUCCACAUCAACAGAAGGGAUGUGGUCAUGGCAACGUUCUCCACACCUUACAACAGUUUCAAGGAGCAGAAAUCUCCCGACUCCACCUGGACGCCUUUUCCUGAGGAGAAGGUUCCAAGGCCGAGACCUGGCACCUGUGCUGGUUCGGCAUCCAUGGAAAGAUACAAAGUGUCCACCGAGUUCCCCGAUGACACGCUGAACUUCAUCAAGAGGCAUCCUCUGAUGGAUGAGGCCGUCCCCUCCAUUGCUAACAGGCCUUGGUUCCUGAAGACCAUGGUCAGGUAUCGUUUUACACGAAUUGCAGUGGACAACGAGGCCGGUCCCCACAAGAACCACACAGUGGUCUUUCUGGGAUCCGAAAAAGGCAUCAUCCUGAAGUUCUUGGCCAAAAUGAACAAAGGCUUCCUCAAUGAUAGCCUGUUCCUGGAGGAGCUCAACGUCUACAACCCUGACAAAUGCAGCAUAGAUGGCGUGAAGGACAAGCACAUCAUUGGCAUGCAAAUAGACAGCAAGAGUCAUGCUCUGUGGGUUGCUUUCACCUCCUGUGUGGUUAAAGUGCCUCUGUCUCGCUGUGAAAGACAUGGAAGAUGCAAGAAGUCCUGCAUAGCCUCCAGAGACCCAUACUGUGGUUGGGUGUCAGAAGGAGCCUGCAGACAAGUGGUGGGUAACAUGAAAUCAGCCUUUGAGCAGGACGUGGAACAUGGUAACACAGAUGGCCUGGGAGACUGCCAAAAUACAUUUGUGGCUCUGAACGACCAUCUUUCCAGUUAUGAAGGCCCACAUCUCCACCACCAUCACACCCUCUCACUGCCCACCUCGGCCCUGCCAGAGGCUGCCGAGGGCCCACUGGGUCGGGGCCGCAUGGUGGAGCAGAAGGACCCCCCAAUGAUCUCAGACAAAGGGGAGGAACCCUACGUGGCAGUUCCCUCUCAGACUCAACCUGAAGGUGAUGGUGUGAUCCGAGAGAGCUACCAAAAGGGACGUGACCAGCUUGUUCCCGUGACCUUGUUGGCCAUCGCUGUCAUUCUUGCGUUUGCCAUUGGCGCCAUCUUUUCAGGCAUCAUUGUCUACUGCGUCUGUGACCACCGACAGCGAGACCUGGACCUGACAGGUCGCAAGGAAAAGGACAGCCACCACCAUCACUCCCGCCGUGGCUCAAUGAACAGUGUGACUAAGCUGACAGGCUUGUUUGAGACGCAGGCCAAAGACGGUCGGCCUGAAGCCAUCCUAACCCCGCUGAUGCACAACGGGAGGAUACCACCAAAUGGGAAGAUGCUAAUAAAAGCAGACCAGCACCACCUCAAUCUCACAGCUCUACCCACACCUGAAUCCACACCCAUGCAGCCCCGACACAAGCCCGGCCGGCACAGCUACAAGACAGUCAAGAGCCCAUGUCACAACUUCAACAUGGUGGAUCCAGAUGGGGUGCUGCCCCCUCAUGUGCCCCAACAUGAGGCCUCCCUCUCCAUCUCUCCUGCUGUCCCGCAGAUGGGCAAAUGGCUGGAGGUCCACUCCUCAGUGUACGACCUCAGGAAAGGAUCAGCAUCUUCCGCCUCUGGGUCAUCCGGCCUCAAGAAGCACAACACCAACUCAUCCAACUCCUCCCACUUGGCGAGACAUCACAGCUUCAACCGUGUGGAGACACCACCUCCCGCUCCUCAGAGAGUGGACUCCAUACAAAUGACAGCACAGGGCAUAUCUCUAUCACAGCAGCCCGGAAUGAGCCCCAACAGUUCACUGCCCCGGACGGGCCUCAAACACCUCAAGCCUGAUGUUCCUCCCAAACCUUCUGUAGUCUCUCUCUCAACGAAAAAGUCCAGUGACUCCUGCACAUAGUCAGUCAGCCUGUUAGCUAGUCCAAUGUGAACUAACAGUAGGUUUUUCCAAGAGAGCGAGAAAACAGGGAACACUGUACAAUAUGCAUCUUAUUUUCAUGUGUAUUUUUUUUUUUUGUGUACAGUGGAACAUGCAAAACAGUUUUUUAAAAGGAAUAACCUCUUUUUAUAUAAAUAUGUAAAUAUACAAAUGGUUGUUGUCAUUUGUUGCUGUUUUCGAGCUCAUGCUCUCACUGGCUCCCAGAUCCUCUGUGAACAAACGUGUGACUGUAACGGAAGUUACUGCACCGUGUAGUGACCGUAGCCAUGGUUCUCUUGUUUGUGGUGUCUUUGGUCGUUAGGACUCGACUCGAACCUUUGCUGGUAAAAGCACACGAGGAGACCACACAGAGAAGUUCGUAGAAUAAUCGUUGUACAGUACCUUAAGGACUGAUGAACUGGAGUCGACAGGAACUCAAGCUCAGACUAAAAGAACAGACAGCUGCCUGAGAUCUGUAGGAAACUGUGAAAAGCCUCUCAGUGUUACAGCAAUCAAGUCCUGCUUGGGUUUGACUGAGAUCCAGGCCCAGGAUGAUCCUCUGGUUAACUGGUUACUGAAUAACACAUGACAAAAAUGAAAAAGACUGACUUUUAUAAUUAAUCAAGUUUGAGAAACGUUAUUUAAAGUCAUUAAACUGGAGCCAGUAGAACUUUCGCAAUGACCCAUGGUCUCACCAGGUCUUACUGUUUGUCAGUGGGACUCACAGCGUGACGUGACGCGGAGGAGAUAUUCAUUUAAACUGUGCCAGACAGGGACCUCUAACUUCACAGACCAGAAUUUUUUCAUGCUGAAAUUAAAUGUUUAAAAAAAUGGAAGAAAAAAAAACUAACCCUAAUUCUCACCGUUUUACUCCUCCUGCACUCUCUCCCUCACCUCCACCCAUGCCUUCAAAGCUCAGUGUUGCAUGUUGCAAAUAAAAGAGAGCCAGCUGCAAUGAACAGUACAGGAAAAAAACCAGACCCACAAAGUGAUGCUGCGAGUGAAGGGAGUGACGCCUCCGUCUUAAAACGGAUCUGUCUUUUGUGCCGGUGUAUAAAGAGCAGGAAUCUAUAGAAACGAACAUUUUUCUCCACAUGUAAAUCUGUGCCUUACACCCUGAAGUAGUGGUGUAGUUGAAUGGCUGUUAACUUGUCUCCUUGUGUAAUUUUCUUUUUAUUAUUUUGCUUCGUUUGUUUGUUUCUAGACAUAACACACAGUUCACAGAUAAGAGAAGAAGAAUGAGGGUAACUAUUCUCUGACUCACACAACACACAUGCACUCUCAUUUUUGUGCUUCAUUUCUAAUUGUGCUAUUCAUUCCCUGAAGAAAAAGAAUCCCUUGAAGA
Messenger RNA from Cynoglossus semilaevis (tongue sole), 4644 nucleotides. Its product is annotated as semaphorin-6A-like. NCBI's taxonomy places the organism in Eukaryota, Metazoa, Chordata, Actinopteri, Pleuronectiformes, Cynoglossidae. The transcript has 20 exons. Gene Ontology annotation, biological process: neural crest cell migration; positive regulation of neuron migration; axon guidance. The record is from RefSeq and is a predicted model, not a curated record. The coding region runs from base 540 to 3281 and encodes 913 amino acids. Gene Ontology annotation, cellular component: plasma membrane. Gene Ontology annotation, molecular function: semaphorin receptor binding; chemorepellent activity.